This is a messenger RNA of Lates calcarifer (barramundi perch), 3578 nucleotides long. It is a transcript of the gene angel2, whose product is annotated as angel homolog 2 (Drosophila). The coding region runs from base 243 to 2465 and encodes 740 amino acids. The transcript is spliced from 10 exons. The record is from RefSeq and is a predicted model, not a curated record. NCBI's taxonomy places the organism in Eukaryota, Metazoa, Chordata, Actinopteri, Centropomidae. Gene Ontology annotation, biological process: 3'-UTR-mediated mRNA stabilization. Gene Ontology annotation, molecular function: mRNA 3'-UTR binding; 3'-5'-RNA exonuclease activity.
AGAUCAUUAGCUUAGUUUACAUUCAGUCGAACAAACACAGACUUAAAACAUCGAUUAUGCUGGCUUUUAACAGUUUAUCUCAAUGUUUCCAAGCCGAAACAUAAACAAUGACUCUUCUAUCCCCGGAGAGAAACAUCUGUUUUCUCUCCACUGUGUGCUUCUGUAUUCACUAGUGCUGAUUGGUAAUGAUUAAUCCAUUUGCCUGAUGAGUCAAUCGACAGAAAAUCAGUUGACACCACCCCAUGUUCCUUCGCUGGCUGAGCCCCUUCGGCUCCUUCCUCCCCCGCAGCCAUCCUGCUCUCUGCAGUGUCGGCUUCAGGAGCAGCAGUGCCUCCUUCACCUCUGCCCCCCACUUUAUCCCCACUCCACAUCCAUGGUGGUCAGUGCGGGGAUUUUCCCCCUGGCCUCCACAACUCACCCACGCCCACCCAGCAGCACGUCAGCCUGUCUAUGGUAGCUUGCUGCACCCUCUUUAUAUCAACCCUGGUAACUUAAGCGGUAGCUGGCGUUCAUUCUACACCUCGGCCGACCUCUCGAUGGAGCGGGCCGACAGAGAUCGAGGGCCUCCUCACAAGCGGAGGAAGAGUGAAGAGGAGAGGAGAAACAAUGAGGAAAGAGGAGGACACAGAGGAGGAGCCGCAGGGACAACAGGAGGCAAGGACAGGGAUGGAAACUCCAAGAGGGAGCACCAUCACCUGGAACCCAGCGCGGACGGCAGGCCUCGACCAAACCACAGCUUCAGAGAGGGAAGUCGAGACAGAGGGAGGGAUGGAGCUGGAAGAGGUGUCAGUCGGGAAAAGAGCAGCGAUGAAGGCGUAGAAAGGACUAAAACCUGGAAUAAAGACAGACAGAGAAAAGACAGCAGCAGUCAAGAUGGAACCCAAGGUCAAAGGAGGAGCCAACAUCAGCAAGAAAGGCAUAAAGAGUCACAGCCUGCAGGAUCCAGGACUCAAACCCCUCAGUCUAAACCUGAACAGGAGAAACCUCCUGUACCCAAACCCAGGCCUAACCCCUGGUUCAAAGACAGAGGUGCAGAGGAGCAGGGAGGGCAUCACAGGAAUAUAAAAGGACCAGAGGAACAUCCGAGGGACAGAAGCAGCAGUGGAGGUCCGUGGACGGGGCCCCGCAGCACCGCCCAUCCCCCAAACCCGUGGCAGGUAGCUGGAGCCAACAGACAGCCUCCUCCACCUGGAACCUCCCAGCCUGUCAGACAGCAGGACGAGGCUGCACCAGUGAAAUCUCUUCAGAGACACUGGGAGACCUCCCCUGCCUGCAGUGCCUACCCUGAGCCACCAGGGGUCAGCACAGCCUUUGACUUCUCAGUGAUGUCCUACAACAUCCUGUCUCAGGAGCUGCUGCAGGACAACGCCUACCUGUACAGACACUGUGACCCCGCCGUGCUGCCGUGGGAGUACCGGCUGCCCAACCUGCUGGCAGAGAUCCAGCAGCACAAUGCUGAUAUCCUGUGUCUGCAAGAAGUCCAGGAGGACCACUAUGAAAACCAGAUUAAACCUGCUCUACAGACACUAGGCUACCAGUGUGAGUAUAAGAAGCGGACAGGAAAGAAACCAGACGGUUGUGCCAUCAUCUUCAGAUCAUCCCGCCUCUCCCUCAUAUCCUCUAAUCCCGUUGAGUUUUUCCGCCCUGGUGACACCCUCCUCGACCGGGACAACGUGGGAUUGGUCGUGCUGCUGCGACCCAACAACGGCGUCAGCCAGUCGGAUCCCUCCGCCUUCAUCUGCGUCGCCAACACCCACCUUCUCUACAACCCCCGCCGCGGUGACAUCAAGCUGGCUCAGCUCGCCAUCCUGUUGGCCGAGAUCAACCGGCUGUCCCGCCUUCCAGAUGGGUCGACCAAUCCGGUUGUGCUCUGCGGGGAUUUUAACUCCACCCCCUGGAGUCCACUUUAUAGUUUCCUGACCACAGGCUGCCUGGAUUACGGAGGACUGCAGAGCAGCAAGGUGUCUGGGCAGGAGAGCAGUCCCAGAGGUCAUCGUCCCCUCACGUGUCCGAUCUGGUCUCACAGUUUAGGAAUCAACCAUCAGUGUCAGUACGAGAACAAACCUGCUGCUGAGUCCUCCCCCAGCAGCCCGACAGCUGUGGAGGGAGCGAUCUCUAAUUUGACUGUAGAAGAUCUCACCAGCAAAGCUGCUGCAGCUGCUUAUAACAGAGCGAGGAUCGAGCACAGCCUGAAGCUGCAGUCAUCCUAUCAGCACCGCCUGAUGCCUGAUGGGAGACCUGAGAUCACCACCUGUCACUCCCGCACUGCCCUGACUGUGGAUUACAUCCUGUUCACUCCAGAAUUCACCAACUCUCCUUCACUUCCUGGUGGCCGGGGGCUGCAGCUGUUGGGCAGGCUGUCAUUGGUCGGCCAGUCUGAGCUGGAGGAAGUCAACUCCCUGCCCAAUCAGCACCACUCGUCUGACCACCUCCCUCUCCUCGCUCGCUUCCGCUUUAAGCGCUGACCUGGGAGUCAGCUGACAUGAGAGUCAGCUGACAUGGUACCUGCUCUUCAACCAAUGGAUUAAUCACAGGGGGAAACGAUCUGCAGCCACACAGAACUUCUUUGACACUGUGUCAGUUUGGAGCUAAGUCCAAGGAAACGUUCAGUAAGUUCGACCUGACCGUCUCCGUUAGGUUGGGCUGGUGCUCUGUCUCUCCUGCUGCCGAAAAUAAUGGAUUAAUCCCAGCAGCUGUUGAUGUUGCUCUUCUCUUCUCAUGAAAUUAAAGAUUGUCCAACCGGUGGGAAUUUAGUCAGAUGAGAACAUAUCAACCAACCAUUCGACCGGGAGACCACAGCACCAUCGUUCAGUUUCGAUCAUUUUGGAAACAUCAGUUGUCAUCUGUCAGGUACCAUUAAUAUGCAUCCCUUUGAAAAUAACUUCUCCUAAUUUAAUGGUUUUACAUGUAUAUAAAGUUUUGUCAGGAUGUGAAUCCAUGAAAGUAUGAAUUUUAUUUUUAAAAACUUGAAAUUAACACUUGAAGAUUAAGAGCUGCUGAUGAGGAACGUGACUUGGUAACAGUUUUUGGCCAUGAUGGAGGAGCAAAGCAACACACACAGAUAAGAACUUAGUUUAAGUUUUCUGGGGGGUGUUAAGAGUGUUGUAUUGUUACUUACUAAAUAUUUUGUUGGGAAAUAAAACUAAAUUUGUAUUUUAAAUUAGAUAUGUGUCAACAGUUGCUUCUGUAUCAUCGCCUCUGAAGUGUGUUUUCUACUAAAAUCCACAUUAAAUGAAACUGCACAGCAGUAAAGUUUUUCUCUUUACAUGUGAGAACAUGUAAUUGGAAAUAAAUGUUGUAUGAGUCAUAUAUUCAGGAUUUACAUUGUACAUUUUAUCUGCAGAUUCAGAUUGUAAAAGCUUUUAUUUUUAACUGUUAAGUAUUGGAGUUUGUAUUUGGUGCCAACAGUGAGUGAAACUUUUCUAAUGUUUACCUCAUGGCCAGUCUGCUCUAAGUUCAGACUUGUACAUAAUCUACAAAUAACAAGGGUAGAUAUAUUUUUCUAUCAUUUUGGAAAGAGAGUUGUUGCCAGUUUUGAAAAGUUGACGCUCUGUAAUUAAAUAAAAGAUGUGUUUUUA